AUGUCGAGCUGGACAUCCUGGAUCGUCGGCAAGAAGGACAACAAGAACAAUGCCCGCGAUGCGAUCGUCGGGCUGCGGAGCCAGCUCCUCAUGCUCGAAAAGAAAGAGGAGCACCUCAACAAGAAGAUCGAAGACGAGCUCAGAAAGGCAAAGGCAAACGUAUCCACAAACAAGCGAGCGGCCCAGGCGGCGCUAAGGCAGAAGAAGGUCUACGAAAACGAGCUCGACAAAAUCGCAGGCACGCGGAUGACGCUCGAGACCCAGGUCAACGCCAUCGAGAGCGCAAACAUGAACUUCGAGACGAUGCAGGCAAUGAGGCAGGGAGCAGCGGCACUCAAGUCGAUCCACGGCAGCAUGGACAUCGACAAGGUCGACGCGACAAUGGACUCGAUCCGGGAGCAGAUGGACAUCACAAACGAGAUCUCGGAAGCCAUCUCGAAUCCGGUCAACAUGGGCCACGACCUCGACGAGGACGAGCUGCAGAACGAGCUCGAGGAGCUCGAGCAGGACGAGCUCAACAGCAGACUGGUCGGCGCCGACUCUGUGCCGCUGCACUCGCCCGCCAUCACCUCUGGCCCUUCGCGCGUCUCGAGCGGGCCGGAACGCAGGCAGGCCGCCGUCGAGGACGACGACGACGCCGAGCUCCGUGCGCUGCAGGCCGAGCUGGCGAUGUGA
Molecule: messenger RNA, 675 nt
Organism: Pseudozyma flocculosa PF-1
Lineage: Eukaryota; Fungi; Basidiomycota; Ustilaginomycetes; Ustilaginales; Ustilaginaceae
Exons: 4
Coding region: 1-675 (224 amino acids)
Biological process (GO): vesicle budding from membrane; late endosome to vacuole transport via multivesicular body sorting pathway
Cellular component (GO): cytoplasmic side of plasma membrane; ESCRT III complex; multivesicular body
Source: RefSeq, a predicted model, not a curated record